CUUUCACUUCCUGUGUUUGCGAUAAAAUGGACGUGAGCAUGGCUGAAGAACCGUGGAAUAAAGUAAACAUUCCCUUUCCAAGUGCGGUUUCAACUGUCCAUAUACCAUUCGGUCUCUCAACAGCUUUUUUCGUGUGUGUGUGUGUGUGUGUGUGCGCGCGCUGUUCAUUGUAUCUAGGUACAUACGUAAAACGUGUCCUGGAGGAAAAUAACAAAGUGCUCAAGUUGCUUGGCAGUGGAGUCCUGCAGACUGAGAUCCUUGUCCUGUACGAGCUUCUCUACGUUCUACAUAACAGCCUCAGGCAAAACAAGACUUUCAGGGUUCUCAAACAGGUUGAGCAAUGCAUAAACCGGUUGAAGGAAAUGAAGCUGGAUGCUGCUCUUCUGGACCUGAAGGAGCUAUGUCCAAAGAAAGUGCAAAGCAAGUUAGCUAUGGAGACGGGUCAGUGUGAUGUCCCCAGUCAGCCCAUACUGGAAUGGCUUUGUCUCAAGGUGUUGGGAGCCGCCAGACUGAUGACAUGUCUGCUCAAUCACUGCACCAGAGCCUUCAUGUAUCCUUCUCUCUCUCUUUCUCUCAUCUGGGAGAUGUCAGCUGCUAUCUCUGUCUCCUUGCUUUUUUUUUAAACCUAUUUUUUUUGCCUAAGUGUCCUUUUGUUUUUUUGAAAGGUGCUCUAAAUCCAAUGUAUGAUUAUUACUAUAUAAAUUACUGUUGCUGGCGUUCCAGGUCAUCUUUUUUUGCAGUUGCAUAUUGUUAGGUCUCUCAACGCCUGGAGAAGUGUUUAACUUGUCAGGAACCACAGUAAUACCUACUCAGCCAUCAACAUGUCUUAAGGCAUCUUGAGACAUAUCCAGAGAUGACUUAAGACCAAUAUAAAUGAAGACGUCUCGAGACAAAAGUGAUGACGGGACUAGCAAGGCAGGACCUCCAAUCAAAGCAAUUCAUUACGUUGAACGUGGUGCUCACCAGCAUGCUUAGUCGGCUGUGGGUGUUUUUCCGGGGCAUCCUGGGUAGGCUGGCCCCUCUCUACCAGCACCUCCUGGAGCUCCUGAAGGAGGUGUCCCAGGCUCAGGCUAUGGCCUUCCUCAUAGACUUCACCCUGCCUGCAGGGAUGGCAGAGUUCCUCGGGCCCUCUGACUCUUCCUUGUUGAAGAUGGAGCAUUCCCGGGCUCCUAAGGGCCUUGGAGAGAUAGGAGCAUCCAGGUCCUCUGUGCUCAACAGACUGUUCAGAGAGGAGGGAGAGGGGAGUAGGAAGCAGGCUCUGGGUGGUCCCUCCAAUAGGAAGAGCAGCAAAGUGGAUCUGGGAACUGGAGUCUUACUCCGGAGAACUGGUGAUACAGGUGCCGUCUCUGGAUUUGAUAUGAAGCAGUUGCUGAAACGAACCCAUGGCGGUAUCACAGAGGUGUCAACAGAACAAGAGCAGCCUUCAUUACUGGAUGCUGCUGUGAUUGGUCAGAAGAGGAAGUUUCUGAAGCAACUGAAAACAGCCACCACUUUCAGCAACAUGGCCGCCCACCUGGAGGAAGUGAUGCGAUGGUGUGAAUGCAGGAAGAUGCGUCAGGAGAAGGGGCGUCUGACGUUCCUGAACCUGAAGUGCCAGAGGAUGAAACGCCUGGAAUCAGAGGGCUGCAGUGUACAAGGGAAACUAACGCGCUACAAACGGGAGGUUUGCUGGGCCCUGUCACUCAGAGGGGCGGUACCCAGGACCUGUCAGUCGCUGAAGACACUGUGGAGGAGGGCUCACCCUAGAAUUUGCUUUCAGCCAUUCAGGACUGCAUUUGAACCAAUCACAAGUGCAUUCUGUGUCAACAGAAAACGGUCACUAAGACACAAGAGAAACAGGAGUAUUUUACCUGGCACACCGGGGGAUGUGGCCACGAUGACUGCUGACCAGUCCCUUAGCAAUGAGCUUAGCAACCAAAGUAGAGACACUCCAGCUCAGAAACCCUUGGAUCUGAACGAGACUAACAUUGAUGACAUUUUUGCCUUCAUAGGUUUCUAAGACUCCAAAACCCUGGCCUAUGGGAUAAAAGGGGUUCUUAGCUUUCAUGAUUUAAGCAAAGAAAUCCACACAAGGCUUUCUUGGUUGCAUGUGUUUCAUCUCUGACAUCAAGUUACAAUUUUUUCACUGAUGUUUCUAGACCUACAUCAGUCACUUGCCUGAAGUUUUUCUUAAAGUAGCCUAUGAUUAAAAUGUUUUAGAAACGUGGUAUUAAACCUAUGCAAACCCUUAGU
This is a messenger RNA of Oncorhynchus kisutch (coho salmon), 2232 nucleotides long. It is a transcript of the gene rmp64, whose product is annotated as ribonuclease MRP subunit p64. Gene Ontology annotation, biological process: positive regulation of Notch signaling pathway. Bases 899 to 1999 code for a protein of 366 amino acids. The transcript is spliced from 9 exons. The record is from RefSeq and is a predicted model, not a curated record. Gene Ontology annotation, cellular component: nucleus. NCBI's taxonomy places the organism in Eukaryota, Metazoa, Chordata, Actinopteri, Salmoniformes, Salmonidae.